CUGAAAUGGGGUUAACAAGUAUCUGAGACUUUUUCCUCAUUCCUUUGAAGUCCCCUGAAUGCAGGAGACUGCCUGUGGCAGUGGGUGAAAAGGGGCUGCCCAUGAGAGAGCCAGGAAUCAGCUCCACUAAGCCCUGCCAUUCCCCGGCCCAAAUGACUCAUGGCUCUGGGGGAGCCGUCACAGCUGGGACUUACAACGGACAACUCCUCUGCACUCUCCAUUCCCCCAACAAGAUCUUCCUUGCCUGACCUGGGCACUGACUUGGGGGCUGAGAAUUCUGCUGCUGUGAAUUCAGGUGGUUCUGAGGCCCAGCUCAGGAGUCUGCUGCUCGGGGAGUAUGCCGAGGGCGUCAGUGAGAGAGACAUCCUGCUUAUUCACUCCUGCCGCCAGUGGACAACGGUGACAGCCCACACCCUGGAGGAAGGCCACUAUGUCAUCGGGCCCAAGAUCGACAUCCCUUUGCAGUACCCAGGCAAGUUCAAGCUCCUGGAGCAGGCCAGGGAUGUGCGGGAGCCAGUGAGGUACUUCAGCAGCGUGGAGGAGGUGGCCAGCGUCUUCCCUGACCGCAUUUUUGUGAUGGAAGCCAUCACCUUCAGUGUCAAGGUGGUGUCGGGCGAGUUCAGCGAGGACAGUGAGGUGUACAACUUCACACUGCACGCGGGCGACGAGCUCACACUCAUGGGCCAGGCGGAGAUCCUGUGUGCCAAGACCACCAAGGAGCGCUCACGGUUCACCACCCUGCUACGCAAGCUGGGCCGGGCCGGGGCGUUGGCGGGGGUGGGUGGCCCGGGGGGUGCGGGAGGAACCGGCGGGGGCGCCAGGCCUAUCAAAGGCAAGAUGCCCUGCCUCAUCUGCAUGAAUCACCGCACCAAUGAGAGCCUGAGCCUGCCCUUCCAGUGCCAGGGUCGCUUCAGCACACGCAGCCCGCUAGAGCUGCAGAUGCAGGAGGGCGAGCACACGGUGCGUGCCAUCAUUGAACGCGUGCGGCUCCCGGUGAACGUGCUGGUGCCCAGCCGGCCGCCUCGCAACCCUUACGACCUGCACCCGGUGCGGGAGGGCCACUGCUACAAGCUGGUCAGCAUCAUCUCCAAGACGGUGGUGCUGGGGCUGGCGCUGCGUCGUGAGGGCCCGGCGCCGCUGCACUUCCUGCUUCUCACCGACACGCCGCGCUUCGCGCUGCCGCAGGGCUUGCUGGCUGGGGACCCGCGCGUCGAGCGCCUGGUGCGCGACAGCGCCUCCUACUGCCGCGAGCGCUUCGACCCCGAUGAGUACUCCACGGCCGUGCGCGAGGCGCCCGCGGAGCUGGCGGACGACUGCGCCAGCCCGCGCCGCGCACGCCUCUGCCUGCCCGCGCCCCCGCGCGCCCCUGGGCCCGCCCGCGCCCCGGGCCCGCCGGGCGAAGGCGACCAGGAGUACGUAAGCCCCGACUGGGCAGGUGCGCCUGAGCCCAGCGCCUCUCCCUCCGAGAUCCCCUAUGAGGAGCUCUGGGCGCACCAGGUGGCCGAGGGCCUCGCCGAGGGCCGCCCCCGGCCGCCCCCGGGGCCGGACCUCAUCUCCUUCGGUGCCGCGGGGCCGUCCCUCCUGGAGACCGAGGCGCCGCCGCCUCCUGUCCCUCCCAAAUCCGAGGCGGUAAAGGAGGAGUGCCGACUGCUCAAUGCCCCACCUGUGCCUCCCCGGGGUGGCAGCGGCAGUGGCCGGCUCUCAGGCAGUCCCCCGGUGCCCCCACGCUUCCCCAAGCUGCAGCCUGUCCACUCACCCAGCUCCAGCCUGUCCUACUACUCCUCUGGCCUCCAGGAUGGGGCAGGUUCCCGCAGUGGCAGCGGCUCCCCGUCACCAGAUGCCUACUCCCUCUAUUGUUACCCAUGCACAUGGGGAGAUUGCAAAGCGGGCGAGUCCUCCAGCCGCCCACCCCCAGGACCUCUGCCCUCGACCACACAGCCCAGCCAGGCCUCCCGUACCCUCACAGAGCCCCUGAGCAGUAGAGCCGCCUCCCUCUUGGGGGCUGACACCCCUGUCAAGACCUACCACAGCUGCCCGCCUCUUUUCAAGCCCUCUCACCCCCAGAAACGCUUUGCUCCAUUUGGCGCUCUCAACCCCUUCUCUGGGCCUGUCUACCCCUCAGGCUCUUCAGCGGCCUGCUCUUCUGGGCCCACCGCCACCUCGGGUCCCCUGGCUACCUCCAGCCCUGCUUAUUCCCCAGGCCCAGGCUCACCGGGCCAGGCCUACUCAGCGGCUCCCGCCUCCUGUCCCACUUCCUCCUCCUCUUCCUCUGAGUGGCAGGAACCAGCCCUGGAGCCCUUUGACCCCUUUGAGCUGGGGCAGGGUGGUUCUCCAGAGCCUGAGCUGCUGCGCUGUCAGGAGCCCAGAGCUGUGGGGGUGCCUGGACCUGGACCCCGCCUCUCGCCGCUUGGACCCCCCAAGGCCUUUGAGCCUGAAGGUUUGGUGCUGCGGCAGGUCCCUGCCCCAUUGUCACCAGCGGCCCUGCAGGGGCCCGAGGCAAGUGGAGCACGACUCCUUCUCACCCAAGGACGCCUAGAAGGGCCUCCUCCGGCCAGUCCCCGGGACGGGGCCACAGGCUGGGGAGCCCGGGAUGCCUCUUCCUGGCAGCCUCCCGCUGACCUGUCUGCACUCUCCCUGGAGGAGGUCUCUCGCAGUCUGCGUUUUAUUGGGCUCUCAGAGGAUGUGGUGAGCUUCUUUGCCCGAGAACGCAUCGAUGGCAGCAUCUUUGUGCAGCUCAGUGAGGACAUCCUGGCAGAUGACUUCCAUCUCACCAAGCUGCAGGUCAAGAAGAUCAUGCAGUUCAUCAAAGGCUGGCGGCCCAAGAUCUGACCUUCCCAGCUCGUAGCUGCACACUAGAAUGCUGGCACAGAGGCCCUGGGGCCAGCCACGCAUCUGCAUGGGGACAGCACUCCCAGAGGCAGGUCCUGCCUGUGGGAGAAUCUGUGCUAAGACCAAGGCUGCUAGGUAGCCUCUGAGAGUGAAUCCAGGGGAGACACACUUGGAAAUGGGGUCCUCUGGGGCCAGACCCCUGGAUGGGGAAGGCUUGCCUUUGAGCGUGCAGAGUACGUGGGGAGAAGACGAGGCCCCAGUGCAUACCUGCGCCUGGUGAGGCAUUUGCUGCAUUUCUCAAAAGCUGGCCUUUAUGGUGACCUUUCCCCUGCCUAAGCCCUGCUACAGAGCUUCACAGUUAUCUCACACUUGUCAAGCUUGUAGGUUCAGGGUAGAGACAAGGGAAGAAGAUGGCCUGUAAUUUAAGCACAAAUUCCUCAAGUGCCCUCUCUCCGUGCUCUGUGGGCUUUUGGCCUAAGCUGUCCUGGGGUCGUGGUGCUGGUUUAGGGACCUCUGGGAUUCCUUUCCCGUCCUCCUCUGCUCCACGAUGGGUUAGGUCCCUGGCCCUGAGCACAGGUGUAUCAAGUGUAAGCCUGUGCCACUGCACCUUGGAGGUUCCACCUCUGGGUUCUGGCUCAUGGUUGACUUUAGAAGAGCACAGCUGUUGACCUACUUAUCCAGUUAGGGAGGCAGAUGCUUCCCUGAUGUCCAGUGCCCCAGGGUCUCACUACUGGGUUGGGUGCAGUCUGCGAAGACUGACUCCCUGGGACAGCAGGUCGAUUGAGUCAGCUGCUCCUUGAUUCUAGAGGCACGUGGCUUUCAAUCACUUCCACUUCCACUGGUCUCCUGCCCCCAUCCCUUGACUCUGGCAAACACCUGGUGUCCCUCCCUGGUUUUCUGUCAGUGGCACAGGUAGGACAGGUGAGAGAGAAAGCAGAGCGGCUUGGGAAGACCUGGCUUUUCCCUCCUGGAGCUUAGGCCUCCUGCACUUGCUCCCGUGCCUCAGGGCAGGUCUUCGUGCCCUGCAUCUCGAGCCUGGUGAUCUACUUUGCGCCCAGAGCAGGGUGGCCAUUGCCCAACCACGCGUCCCUCCGUGCUCUUCCCCGUCUCACCUAUCGAGGACCGCAGUGGUUCUCAUGCUCUAGUGUCAGGCUCCUGAGGUGCCAGCCUUCUGCCUUACCUGGCCUACCUAGAUAUUUAUUUCCUCCGUCUUUCUGUCUUAAGAGUAGCGAAGCCAUGCUGGUGCCCCCAGCAGGCUGCUUCAGCUCUGAGGGAAGGGGAGUCAGGAAGUAGGACACACGAACUGAUGCUGAGACAUUGGGUUUCCUUGCCUGUCACUUAAUGAAUGCUCAAGGACUAGUGAAAUAAACGCUAGAUGGCUGAGGAAUAGUGCAAGUGGAA
Molecule: messenger RNA, 4230 nt
Organism: Hipposideros armiger (great roundleaf bat)
Lineage: Eukaryota; Metazoa; Chordata; Mammalia; Chiroptera; Hipposideridae
Gene: GAREM2
Product: GRB2 associated regulator of MAPK1 subtype 2
Exons: 6
Coding region: 160-2829 (889 amino acids)
Source: RefSeq, a predicted model, not a curated record